Molecule: messenger RNA, 1731 nt
Organism: Rhea pennata
Lineage: Eukaryota; Metazoa; Chordata; Aves; Rheiformes; Rheidae
Gene: GPC5
Product: glypican 5
Exons: 8
Coding region: 1-1731 (576 amino acids)
Biological process (GO): cell migration; regulation of protein localization to membrane; positive regulation of canonical Wnt signaling pathway
Cellular component (GO): extracellular region; plasma membrane; cell surface
Source: RefSeq, a predicted model, not a curated record
AUGGGCGCCAAGAGCCUCUGCCUCGGCGCCCUGCUGCUGCUGCUGCGGCCGCCGCUGCUGCUGCUGGCGGCGGGGGCCGGGGAGCUGCGGAGCUGCGAGGAUGCCCGGAAAGUUUUCCAGCUGCGGCAGCUCGGCCCUGUCAGGGGCUUCCCGCAGAGCCCGCGGGCAGGGGUUGAUCUCCAGGUUUGUUCUUCUAAAAACCCAACAUGCUGUACAAAAAAGAUGGAAGAAAGAUACCAGACUGCAGCAAAGCAGGAUAUACAGCAAGUCCUUCAAACAUCAAGCACUACAUUAAAAUUUUUGAUAUCUCGUAAUGCAGCUGCUUUUCAAGAAACCUUUGAAAUGCUUAUCAAACUGGCUGAGAAUUACACAAGCACGCUUUUCUGCAACACAUAUAGAAACAUGGCUGCUGAGGCUGCUACACACGUUCGGGAGCUUUUCACUGAUGUUGGGCUUUUCCUGUUUGGCACAGACAUCAGCACAGAGGAGUUUGUCAACAGGUUUUUUGACACCCUGUUCCCAAUAGUCUACAGUCACAUGAUUAACCCCGGUCCGACAGACGUUUCCCUGGAGUACGCCGAGUGCCUCCGAAUGGCGACAAGGGACAUCAGGCCCUUUGGUAACGUUCCCAAAAUAGCGGCAAGACAGAUGGGGAGAUCCCUUUUGCCCGGCCGGACUUUCCUGCAGGCUCUGAAUUUGGGGAUCGAAGUGAUCAAUACAACAGACCAUCUGCAUUUCUCCGGAGACUGCAGCAGAGCUUUGCUGCGGAUGCAGUACUGCCCCUACUGCCGAGGGCUGACUUGGAGCAAGCCGUGUAUGGGCUACUGCCUCAACGUCGUUCGAGGCUGCUUGGCUAACAUGGCAGAGGUCGAUCGUCACUGGCGGGGAUAUAUUCAGUCCCUGGAGGAGCUCUCAAGUGCCAUGCGCGGGACAUACGACAUCGAGCACGUGCUUUUAAACUUUCAUUCGCUUGUUAAUGACGCUCUCGUACAAGCCCGUAUCAGCGGACCAGAAUUAUCUGAGCAGGUGAACAAGAUAUGUGGUCCUCCUGCAAGAAAGCUGACGCAGUCACCAGGUUGCUCCUUUGAUCAGAACAAAGAUAAUCAAAGGUUGAAGAUGUUCUCAAGAGACAGCGAAGAAACCCUUGCCAACAGAAGAAAGGAAUUUAUCAGCCACCUCCGGCUCUACAGAGCUUUUUACGGCGGCCUGGCUGAUCAGCUGUGUGCCAACGAGUUAGCAGCUGCCGAUGGACUCCCAUGCUGGAAUGGAGAAGACGUUGUAAGAAGCUACACUCAUCGUGUGGUUGGCAGUGGAAUCAAAGCUCAGUCCGGGAAUCCAGAAGUAAAAGUAAAAGGAACAGAUCCUGCAAUAAGUCAAAUUAUUGACAAGCUGAAACAUAUUAUUCAGCUGUUGCAGGGCAAAUCAUUUCCUAAAUAUGACCAGUGGGAUCUACGACAAACAGGCAGUGGUGGAAGUGUGGAUGAACAAGUCAGUGGAGAUUGUGAUGAUGAAGACGGUUGUGAAGAAUCAGGAAGUGGAGAAGUAAAAAGAGUUGUGAAAAUUACAGACUCAGGGAUGCCAGACAAGACGAACCUCAGUGACGUAAAACAAAUCCAUCAAACCAGCGAUGGCAGCACUUUAGACACAACUGGAGCAGGAUGUUUAACAAUGGCUGAUUAUAUGACAUUUAUGCUGAUUAGUUUGGUAACACUGUUUCUCAGUCUUUGGUAA